CGCAUCAACUUCCGGUAUAUUUGGUCAUAUGACUUUGUAACUUAACUAUCGCUUGGGUGUCUUUGGUACUGUGUCGUUUACAGUUUCAUUCAUUUAAUUUAAUUUAACGAUGGCGACGCUGGUAGAAAAUCGAAACGUGGAACUCAACGGACCUGAAGCUGCAGCUCGGCAGCACGCACAGGCUGUGAGCAGAAACUACAUCUCACAACCAAGGCUGACAUACUCCACUGUGUCCGGGGUGAAUGGGCCUUUGGUGAUUCUGGAUAAUGUAAAGUUUCCCAGGUAUGCAGAGAUCGUGCACCUGACCUUACCCGAUGGCACCAAGAGAAGUGGCCAGGUGCUGGAGGUGAUCGGCAGCAAGGCGGUCGUGCAGGUGUUUGAGGGGACCUCAGGGAUCGAUGCCAAGAAAACGGCCUGCGAGUUCACAGGUGACAUCCUGCGCACACCUGUGUCAGAGGAUAUGCUGGGGCGUGUCUUCAACGGUUCGGGCAAGCCCAUUGACCGAGGUCCCAUGGUGCUCGCUGAGGACUACUUGGACAUCAUGGGUCAGCCCAUCAACCCCCAGUGCCGUAUCUACCCCGAGGAGAUGAUCCAGACCGGGAUCUCUGCCAUCGACGGGAUGAACAGCAUCGCUCGGGGGCAGAAGAUCCCCAUCUUCUCCGCUGCCGGCCUCCCCCACAACGAGAUCGCAGCGCAGAUCUGUCGUCAAGCUGGGCUGGUGCAGAAAUCCAAGGACGUGAUGGACUACAGCUCCGAGAACUUCGCCAUCGUCUUCGCCGCUAUGGGAGUGAACAUGGAAACUGCCCGUUUCUUCAAGUCUGACUUUGAGGAGAACGGCUCCAUGGACAACGUGUGCCUGUUCUUGAACCUGGCCAACGAUCCCACUAUUGAACGCAUCAUCACCCCACGCCUGGCUCUCACCACCGCCGAGUAUCUGGCCUACCAGUGCGAGAAGCACGUGCUGGUCAUCCUCACCGAUAUGAGCUCCUACGCCGAAGCCCUGCGGGAGGUGUCGGCGGCUCGAGAGGAGGUCCCGGGCAGACGGGGGUUCCCCGGCUACAUGUACACCGACCUGGCCACCAUCUACGAGCGCGCCGGCCGGGUGGAGGGCCGUAACGGCUCCAUCACGCAGAUCCCCAUCCUCACCAUGCCCAACGACGACAUUACCCAUCCCAUCCCUGACUUGACCGGAUACAUCACAGAGGGCCAGGUGUAUGUGGACCGGCAGCUGCACAACAGACAGAUCUACCCUCCUAUCAACGUGCUGCCCUCUCUGUCUCGACUCAUGAAGUCUGCCAUCGGGGAGGGAAUGACUCGCAAAGACCACGCCGAUGUCUCCAACCAGCUGUACGCCUGCUACGCCAUCGGAAAAGACGUUCAGGCCAUGAAGGCUGUGGUGGGAGAGGAGGCGCUCACCUCAGACGACCUGCUCUACCUGGAGUUCCUGCAGAAGUUUGAGAAGAACUUCAUUGCUCAAGGUCCCUAUGACAACAGGACAGUCUAUGAAACCCUGGACAUCGGCUGGCAGCUGCUCCGAAUCUUCCCCAAAGAGAUGCUGAAACGAAUCCCCCAGAGCACCCUGGCCGAGUUCUACCCGAGGGAGUCUGCUGCCCGCCACUGAAGCAUUCUGGGAAUUCGGCGAACGACCAAAAAGGGGCUCUCCCCCCCCCACUAAAGAACAGAGCAAUAUCCUCUGUCCAUUCCCUCUGUAGACGUACUGUUUCGUGUCCCGUUUCCAAAAAAAAAAUUGUGUGUGGGUUUGACCAACAUUUUGUGUGUGUGUGUGUGACAUAUUUUUCAGGCUGUAAACUUUACCUUUAAACCACUGGACAAUCCUGGUAACUUGUUGAGGUAUUAUUUUAAUGCUGGAGGGAACUGUCAUUGUCCCACACCAAAUAAGUGUGCAAUUUUAAAGGGAAUUAAUAUAUAUAUUUUCACUUCUUCUGCAUUGAUGGAUAAUGUCCUGUUGAUUUAAAGAAUUCUUCCAACUGUUUUGUGCAACAAUUCUGUUUUUUUGGUUCUGUUGUUUCGCCCAGACAAUACCACCUGCAAUUCUUAUACACAAAUAAUGCAUAUUUUGAAAAAUCAAAAGCAUUCUUGUCCACUGUAAAGGUAACAAAUGCAUUUAUUGUUUUACUAAAGUAAGGUUUUUAUUAUAAUGUUUUAUUAUAAUGUUCAGAAAAAAAAUCUGUUUUGAGAAAUUGCUGCCAUCCAGUGCUUUCACAUAUUGUUGCUAGCUUGAAAAAAAAACCCAGCAAUCUCUUCCACACUGAAAAGCAACUAAAAUAUUUAUAUUAAAUGUAAAAUCGCAUAUAAUAAUAAUUCGUUAAACAAGGUUUUGUUUUUUGGAUAAAGAAUAAGCGGGGGGAACGACAGAAGUAUUUAACAGAUGACUUGGAAGGACUUUCGUUUUGUGAGCAGUCUGUUGUGGCACGAUUGCUGCUGUUGUGUUUUGCUGUUAUUCUGUCUCUAAUCUUAUCCCUUUGGCCGUUGUUGCUGGAAUCCAGUGUGUGUGUUUAGACAUAAUUAAGAAACGUUUACAAUAUGUGUUAUAGUUUAUGUAGUGUGUACUCUAAACGGAUUACUAAGCAUUCCUUUCUGUGUCCUAGCGUUGAUUCGGUUAACUGUCCUUUAAUAAAAUUGUCUUACUGUAGACAAGUUCA
Messenger RNA from Anguilla anguilla (European eel), 2663 nucleotides. RefSeq names its product ATPase, H+ transporting, lysosomal, V1 subunit B, member a (gene atp6v1b2a). Gene Ontology annotation, molecular function: ATP binding; proton-transporting ATPase activity, rotational mechanism. Gene Ontology annotation, biological process: ATP metabolic process; proton transmembrane transport. The transcript is spliced from 15 exons. NCBI's taxonomy places the organism in Eukaryota, Metazoa, Chordata, Actinopteri, Anguilliformes, Anguillidae. The record is from RefSeq and is a predicted model, not a curated record. Gene Ontology annotation, cellular component: proton-transporting V-type ATPase, V1 domain. Bases 110 to 1621 code for a protein of 503 amino acids.